AUGAUGCGUAUUAUGCUUGCGAGGUUUAAAAACGUACUUGGAGCUAUGCGUAUGACCAAACAGGAAGUGCUAACUGCAGCAGUUCUUCUAUUCCUAUUGUAUGCUUCAUCGGUAAUGAUGUUUAUUGGCAUGAAUUUCUGGCUUUGGUCCUUUAAAAAGGGACUUAAACGGAGUUACACUAGCAUCUUUAUUCCAUCUGUGGGAUGGUCCUUUCUGUUUUGUGCUUCCUCAGCUGCUAUUCGCAUCAUUAAUUGGAAGAUUGGACGCUCCGAAAAUGUUUUUUUUUGGUGGAAUCGCAGAGGUGUUUUUUUUCUUGCCCUAAUUGGUUUAUUUGAUUCAUUAACGGGGCUUUGUUGCAUGUACGCUGCGGUGCAUGUCCCAGUCAUACUUCAAUCCGCACUUAUAUCAACUGGACCUAUUUGGACAUACUUGUUUGCAUUUAUUUUUUAUCCGGAAAGUCAGUCCUCAUUUUCCCCUAUAUUAUUAUUGGUUGUUGCCUGCACAGCUGGUGGGGUGGCUCUUGCAAUGAUACCGCAAACUCAAAGCCACCGUAAAAAUGAGUAUUUUAGUCCUCCUUGGAUUGCAAUAUUUCUUUUGGGUGUAAUAUUGUAUCCGCUUUACAAUGUUCUUCAAGGUCGUUUUUUGAACGAAUUUCGAGGAAGCUGUUCACCAUUUACGACUAAAAUAGUCAUGUUGACAUGCGAAACAACAGUACAGCUCGUAUUUACAUUAAUGUAUUUUCCACUCGAUGCUGCUCCAUUUUUUGGAAAGUGUGCUUCUUUGCAAGAGUCCUGGGAUAUGCUUAUAGCCAGUAUUAAGUGUGUGGCUGAAUGCCCCAAUAAUGCUGUUUAUAUGUCUGUUUAUAUUCUGGGAUUCUGGAUUCGCCACACUGUCUUUGCGUACAUGAAUGAAUAUUCCCCAGUUGUGGUAGCGGUGGCCAGUCAGUUGACACAACCGCUCAACACAUUUAUUUUAUUAAUUAUUCCAUCGUGGAAUGUAUUUGGUGCGAAUGCCCUUUGGUAUUACACACUUGGUUGCUUUUUGCUUUUACUUGCAUCAACCGUCAUUUUUGUUUGGUGGCAUUUGCUGAAUCGUCCAGUUUAUCAGGAAGUAAGGGCAGUUGUAUUUGGUGUACCUGAGAAUGAAGAUACCAAUGAGAAUGAAAAUAAGUGA
Trypanosoma rangeli is the source of this 1173-nucleotide messenger RNA. RefSeq lists its product as uncharacterized. Lineage: Eukaryota; Euglenozoa; Kinetoplastea; Trypanosomatida; Trypanosomatidae. The record is from RefSeq and is a predicted model, not a curated record. The transcript has a single exon. The coding region runs from base 1 to 1173 and encodes 390 amino acids.